Sesamum indicum (sesame) is the source of this 1713-nucleotide messenger RNA. Its product is annotated as WAT1-related protein At4g19185. Gene Ontology annotation, molecular function: transmembrane transporter activity. Gene Ontology annotation, cellular component: membrane. Lineage: Eukaryota; Viridiplantae; Streptophyta; Magnoliopsida; Lamiales; Pedaliaceae. The record is from RefSeq and is a predicted model, not a curated record.
CCCCAAGAGCUUGAAAUUCCGCGUGGUACUAAAUUUGAUGAAUCCUGACGCCAUCGUAUCAAAGUAUACUCUGUGGGCCGUUUACCUGACUGAAAUCAAUCAGAGAUGGGCAUGAGCUGAUCUACUCUUCCUGCCUGCCAGCCAAGUUCUCUCACUCCUCACUCCCUCUGCUUCACUUUCACCUUCGCCACCACCUUUCUACCCCCGAAAUCCUCCCAAUUCACCCUACCAACGCCACCAUCAACAUGAGUUACAGCAACCCAUCUCAACUGUUUCCAUUUCCGCAGUGAUUUCCGCGCUCGAGCAGCAAGAUUCACGCAACCCCAUUCGCACCAACCAUCCUCACUCUCUAAUCUCUCUAUAUAUAUAUAGAGAGAGAGAGUAUACACGUUAAUUUAUCUGUACUGUCGGCUUGCGAAGAUUGGAAUGAGAUGGCGACUGCGAGCGCAAAUGGCGGGGACGUCUGGAGGGCGCAUAUGGCGAUGGCCGUGGUGCAGGUGUUCAAUGGCGGCUACCAUGUUAUAACCAAAGUGGCACUCAACGUCGGCGUUAAUCAGCUUGUCUUCUGUGUUCUCCGAGACCUUCUGGCCCUCUCGAUUCUCGCCCCCGUAGCAUAUGUUCGUGAGAAACGGCUAAGACUGCCACUAAAUAGACGCCUUGUUAUAGCCUUCUUCUUUCUUGGUUUAACAGGUAUUUUCGGGAACCAACUUUUGUUUCUUCUCGGCCUUGGCUACACGAAUCCAACUUAUGCUGCAGCUAUACAGCCUGCUAUUCCAGUCUUUACAUUCAUAUUGGCGGUAAUGAUGGGUACAGAAACUGUGAAUUUACGAAAAACAGAAGGUCAAGCAAAGUUAGGAGGUACUCUUGUUUGUGUUUCUGGUGCCAUUCUAAUGGCUAUGUUCCGUGGUCCAGCUGUAUUUGGAUAUGGGGAAUCAGAUUUUGCACUACCAAAUGAAAUAAGUGCAAAGGGUCAGCCAGAGCCUGCUGGUUGGUUGUUGUCUAGUUUGCUUGAGUUUGGGUUUGAUAAUUGGCACCUCGGUGUUUUAUGCUUGAUCGGGAACUGCAUGUGCAUGGCAACUUAUCUGGCCAUUCAGGCUCCACUUUUAGCUAAAUAUCCUGCAAGUAUAUCAGUGACGGCCUAUUCAUACUUUUUUGGUGCUGUUUUUAUGGUAGUGACUGCAUUUUUUAUGACAAAUGAGUCAACCGACUGGAAUCUCACACAAGCUGAGGCUUUGGCUGUAUGCUAUGCUGGAGUUGUAGCAUCUGCGCUGAACUAUGGACUUUUGACAUGGUCAAAUAAGAUCCUUGGCCCUUCCUUGGUUGCUCUUUAUAAUCCGCUUCAACCUGCUGCAUCAGCUUUCCUGUCAAGAAUUUUCCUCGGAAGUCCAAUUUAUUUGGGAAGUAUUUUGGGAGGAUUUCUCAUUAUAGCUGGGCUUUAUCUGGUCACUUGGGCAUCCCACAGAGAAAAACUGGUGAUCACGGGACUUCCUCACGCUGCUCGGUCAUCAGAACCGCUCAUUAACGGAAUACCCCCUGUUAACAAGCUUUCUUACCAAAUAGGACACCUUUUCUCCGGCUCAUCAACCUCAAUACCCAAGAUCGUGGAUUAACCUGAUACCCCGUUUCUUGGUUACAUUCAUUUAACUUAUUUUCACAUGAAUCUCAGAUAUAUGAAUAAAGUCUCAAUUUUCAGGAUAUAUUUAUCAGUUGAAA